CCCCCGACGCGGCCCCGGGCCCGUCCGCCGCCAUGGCCCGGCCGCUGGUGCCCAGCUCGCAGAAGGCGCUGCUGCUGGAGCUGAAGGGGCUGCAGGAGGAGCCGGUGGAGGGCUUCCGCGUGACGCUGGUGGACGAGGGCGACCUGUACAACUGGGAGGUGGCCAUCUUCGGGCCGCCCAACACCUACUACGAGGGCGGCUACUUCAAGGCACGCCUCAAGUUCCCCAUCGACUACCCUUACUCCCCGCCCGCCUUCCGGUUCCUGACCAAGAUGUGGCACCCCAACAUCUACGAGACGGGGGACGUGUGCAUCUCCAUUCUUCAUCCCCCCAUCGACGAUCCCCAGAGUGGGGAGCUGCCCUCGGAGCGGUGGAACCCCACCCAGAACGUCAGGACCAUCCUCCUGAGCGUCAUCUCCCUCCUCAACGAGCCCAACACCUUCUCUCCGGCCAACGUGGACGCCUCGGUGAUGUACCGCAAGUGGAAGGAGAGCGAGGGCCGGGACCGCGAGUACACGGACAUCGUCCGGAAGCAGGUCCUGGGGACCAAGGUGGACGCGGAGCGGGACGGCGUGAAGGUGCCCACCACGCUGGCCGAGUACUGCGUGAAGACGCGGGCGCCCGCGCCCGACGAGGGCUCGGACCUCUUCUACGAUGACUACUACGAGGACGCCGAGGCCGAGGCCGACAGCUGCUUCGGGGACGACGAGGACGACUCGGGUGCCGAGGAGUCCUGACCCGCGUGCCGGCCGAAUAAACGUCCAGGUGUUACCUCA
Ceratotherium simum simum (southern white rhinoceros) is the source of this 776-nucleotide messenger RNA. RefSeq names its product cell division cycle 34, ubiquitin conjugating enzyme (gene CDC34). NCBI's taxonomy places the organism in Eukaryota, Metazoa, Chordata, Mammalia, Perissodactyla, Rhinocerotidae. The record is from RefSeq and is a predicted model, not a curated record.